CUGUAUCUUAUAGAUAGCUGAUUUCGUGACCUGGCAGUUUAUCACGGCUUCCCACAUGAACGACAUCUAUGCCCGUGGACCCACAGAUUCGAAAUGGGUUUGCAUGCGCUACUUGCAACGCAUCGUCGAAAUGGCCCAGGCCAACUGCAUCAUUGUCCUCAUCGAGUAUCCCAGCUUCCUGAGCAUUCUCUCCGACGAGCGGCAUGUGAUCAAGUGUGAGAAGCAGCCGGACAAAGAAUCCUGGGACGUUAAAGUUGCGUCCGCCGAAUCGUCCGAGUCCCGCUUGGAAAUCCUUAAGAAUGCCAUAAAUUUGGAGCUAGGCAGUGUCGCGCCCGCCACCCCUCAAGAAUAAGGCAUCUAUCAAGCGCUCAUCCAAUUUUAGUUUUACAAAUAUUUCCUUUGCUCCUCCAUUGUUCCAUUGCUCGUUUUGUAAUUACGCAGCCGCCUCCGCCGCCGCUGCCGCUCACGGAACAACAACAGGAGCACCAUUCUUCAGCUCCAUUUCAAUUAGGGUUUUGCCGGCUGUCAGUUUGAAUGCCACACAGCCAGCAAGCCAUCGCCAUCAUCAUCACCAUUCUCAUCCUCAUCCAUAUCCCUGCCACCGCAACAGCAGCAGCAACUGCAACUACAACUACAAUGGCUGUCAGUCAAAGGCACGCGUCAUUUGCUGGCGAAAUGCAUUUUACGUAAACCUAAAAGCAUUUUAAGCUAAACCUCAACGCCCACCGCUAUCGACCCAGUUAGAAGACGGGUACCACGGCCUGGAGAUGCAUUUGGAAGGAGCGACUGUCUGUCUGGCUGACUUGACUGAUUGGCGGUUGUUGGGGCAACUUUUCGACGCAAGAACAUAUCCGAAUGUGCUAC
This is a messenger RNA of Drosophila miranda, 864 nucleotides long. RefSeq names its product protein ORD-like. The coding region runs from base 56 to 352 and encodes 98 amino acids. The record is from RefSeq and is a predicted model, not a curated record. The transcript has 2 exons. Lineage: Eukaryota; Metazoa; Arthropoda; Insecta; Diptera; Drosophilidae.